This is a messenger RNA of Racocetra persica, 152 nucleotides long. Lineage: Eukaryota; Fungi; Glomeromycota; Glomeromycetes; Diversisporales; Gigasporaceae. The record is from the annotation of a GenBank genome assembly.
GCAUUCACAAAUCAAAAUAAACACAAAAAACUCGAGGUAUUUUUCGAAAGCGAAGAUUUAAAAAUUAAAAAUAAAACAAAAUUAAAAGAACAAUCAUCUCUUAUUACACUAAGGUCAACUUCUUCCAAAGCCCAACAACGGAAUACUCUAAG